Molecule: messenger RNA, 4901 nt
Organism: Mesocricetus auratus (golden hamster)
Lineage: Eukaryota; Metazoa; Chordata; Mammalia; Rodentia; Cricetidae
Product: NACHT, LRR and PYD domains-containing protein 1a-like
Exons: 19
Biological process (GO): innate immune response; regulation of apoptotic process; inflammatory response
Cellular component (GO): canonical inflammasome complex
Molecular function (GO): protein binding
Source: RefSeq, a predicted model, not a curated record
GCGUCUGCGCAGACUCUGAUGCCUGACUUCCUGGAGGAGCCAGAGUCUCUUUCACUUUCACAGAAGAUGAUUUCCAGCCGAGGAGCCUUGGCCAGGGACGCACACAUCAGUAGAAGAGCAGGAGCAGAAACGGCCAUCAGAGACAAGGAUGCCCUGGCCUCCUGUUUGGAGCAGCAUCAGAAGGGAGACGUGAAGCAGGACCAGUGUGAGCUGCACAGCCAAGCAUUGUCUGAGGGCUCUGUCACCAUGGAAGAAGCUCAGUUCAAGACAGUGGAUGGCACUGAGGAGGCUCAGCAUAAGGGUCAACCGGUCUUGGACCCCAUCCAUGACAAGAGGAAGCGGAUGAUCCUGAAGAUGCAGAGGAUCAAAGCCAAGUCAGAGAAGGACUGGAUGCUAGGAUCAGCAAUCACACGCUAUACGGGCCACAGUACCCUCGAAAGCUCCUUACAACUUCUGUGCUCAAGCAUUAGAAAAGUGAGAUGCAUUCUGAUGUCAGGAUCAGCAUUCACACCUAACGUGGAUCCCACUCUGCUCCGAGGCUCCUUACAGCUACUGAGCUCAAACCUCAGAAAUCUGAGACACAUUGUAAUGUCAGCCUCGGAAAUUACAUGUUUCACGGAUGCCACUUUCAUCAAAAUCUACUUACGACGACUGAGCUCAGAACUUGAAAAUAUGAGAGAAAUCCUAAUGCCAGGCUUAUCAAUCAUGCUCUACAUGGAUCCCACUACACUCCAAGACUCCUUAAAACUACUGAAUACAAGUCUUGAAAAUCUGGAUGAAAUUCUGAUGUCAGGCCUUUUUUCAUCAUUUCCAAGCUCAACGACGAAACACUUCAUGGAUCACAAUAUCCUCGAAGGCUCCUUACAGCUACUGAGCUCAAGCCUUGAAAAUCUGAGACAAACGCUGAUGUCAGACAAGCAUCAGAUUGGAAGAAGAGAGAAUCUUUACCAGACUGAGUCCUGGAAAACAAAGGAUUUGCUCCAAAAUUUCACAAAGCUACUACUUCUACAAAAAUCUUAUCCAAGAAGGUUGGAGACCUUAGCCAGGAAAAGCUGGCAUAAAAGCAAAGGAGAGGAUAGAAAACAUCUGAUUGAGAUCCAAGACUUAUUUCGCCCAACUCCAGAUACCCAAGAAGAGCCUCAAUUAGUCAUAUUAGAGGGAGCUGCUGGGAUUGGGAAGUCAACACUAGCCAAGCAGGUGAGGAGAGCCUGGGAGGAAGGCCAGGUCUACAGGCAUCGCUUCCAGCAUGUCUUCUACUUCAGCUGCAGAGAGCUGGCCCAGUGCAAGCAGCUGAGUCUGACUGAGCUCAUAAGCAAAGACCAGCCUGUGCCCGCAGCUCCCAUCAGAAAGAUCCUGUCUCACCCUGAGAAGCUGCUCUUCAUCCUGGAUGGCAUAGAUGAGCCAGCUUGGGUAUUGGAGGAGAAGAAUCCUGAGCUCUGUCUGCACUGGAAUCAGCCACAGCCAGUGCACAGACUGCUGGGAAGUUUGCUGGGGAAAUCUGUCCUGCCUGGGGCGUCCUUGCUCCUCACAGCUCGGACCACAGAUCUCCAAAAGUUCAUUCCUUCUUUGGGGCAGCCACGUUGGGUGGAAGUUCUAGGCUUCUCCAAGUCUGGACAGAAGAAAUAUAUCUACAAAUAUUUCACAGAGAAAAGAGAAGCAACUGCAGCUUUUAGCUUGAUUAAAUCAAACCCAGUGCUCUCAACACUGUGUGUGGUGCCCUGGGUGUCCUGGCUAGUCUGCUCUUGCCUGAAGCAGCAGAUGGAGCAGGGGAGAAACCUCUCACUGACCUCACGGACCACCACAGACCUCUGCCUGAAAUACCUUUCCCAGACUCUUCCAGGUGGUGCCCUGGGGACCCAGCUCAGGGAGUUAUGCUCACUGGCUGCUGAGGGGAUCAGGAGAAGAAAGACCCAGUUCAGUGAAAUAGAUCUUCAGAUCCAAGGGUUAACUAAGGAUGGCAUUGCCUCUUUCCUGAAGAUGGGUGUCCUGCAGAAGCAUCCUAGCUCUCUGAGUUACAGCUUUGCACACUUGUAUCUCCAGGAGUUCUUUGCAACAAUGUCCUACAUUUUACAUUAUAAUGAGAGAAGUGGUUAUGUGGAAAGUAUUGUAGAACAACUGAAGAAAUUAUAUGGGAGACAUGACCUGCUUGAGGCACCCACCAUGGGCUUCCUAUUUGGUCUUUUGAGUAAACAGGGGAUUAGAGAAAUAGAGAAGAUCUUUACCUGCAAGUUGAAUUCAGAGACAAAGUUGAACCUGAGGUGGCACCUCCUAGAGGAAACCCUUUGUCAUCAACCAUAUUCUCUGCAUUUACUCCAUUGUCUGUAUGAGAUCCAGGAUGAGGAGGUCCUGACAGAAGUGAUGCACACUUAUCAAGGAACAAGGUUGCAUGCCCCAGUGGAUGUGACACACCCAGUGUUCCAGACAGGAGUGAAGUACAUGGUGGUCCAGACAGACAUGGACCUCAUGGUGGUCACUUUCUGCAUUAAGUUCUGCCGCCAUAUGAAGAGGCUUCAGAUGAAUAGUUGUGAACAGCAGGGACCAAUGCGAACUGCCCCUAGGAUGGUUCUGUCCAGGUGGACCCCAAUCACUAAUGCCAGUUGGCAGGUUCUCUUUUCUACACUUGAGUUCACAGGAAGCCUGGAGGAAUUGGACCUAAGUGGAAAUCCACUGAGCUUCUUUGCACUACUGAAUCUCUGUAGGAUCCUGAGAUACCCUGGAUGCCACCUAAAGACACUGUGGCUUGUCAACUGUGGCCUCACAUCCAGACACUGUGAGGACCUGGCCUCAGUGCUCAAGGCCAGAUCCAGCCUGACUGAGCUAGACCUGCAGCUGAAUGACCUGGGUGACCAUGGUGUGAGGCUACUGUGUGAGGGGCUCAGGAAUCCUGCCUGCAAUCUCAGAAUCCUGAGGCUGGACCAGGCCCCUCUCAGUGACCAGGUGAUGAUGGAGCUCAGGGCUCUGGAGGCAGAGAAUCCACAGCUGCUCAUCUCCAGCACAUGGAAGCCACAUGUGAUGAUUCCUACUAAGAACCCAGAUGAAGAAGAAAUGGGUGACAGCCUGACCUCAUUCAAGCAGCAGAGACUACAGUCAGGACACAGGCACAUAGAACCACGGGGGACUGACGAUGACUUCUGGGGCCCUACAGGGCCUGUGGCUACUGAGGUGGUUGACAGAGAGAGGAACCUGUACCGAUUUCAAUUCCCAGUGCCUGGUUCCUAUCACUGUCCCAACAUAGGACUACACUUUGUGGUGACAAGGGCAGUGAUAAUUGAGAUUGAAUUCUGUGCCUAGACCCAAUAUCUGGACCAAACUCAUUUGCGACACAGGCACAUGGUGGCUGGGCCUCUGUUUGACAUCAAAGCUGAGCAGGGAGCUGUGGCUGCUGUACAUCUCCCUCACUUUGUGGCUCUCCAAGAGGGACAAGUGGACGUCUCUUUGUUCUGUGUGGCUCACUUUCAAGAACAUGGUAUGGUCCUAGAAAUUCCAGCCAGGGUGGAACAGCACUGCGCAGUACUGAAAAACCCAAGCUUCUCCCCAAUGGGAGUUCUAGUGAGAAUGAUCCCUGCUGUCAGGCACCUCAUCCCCAUCACUUCCAUCACACUGGUCUACUAUCACCUCAAUCUCAAGGAGGUCACCCUUCAUCUGUACCUGAUCCCCAACGACUGCACCAUCCGGAAGGCCAUUGAUGAUGAAGAAAUGAAGUUCCAAUUCGUGCAAAUAAACAAGCCACCUCCACAAGACUCAUUUUACAUUGGCUCACGAUACAUCAUUUCUGGUUCUGAGAAACUGGAAAUCAUGCCAACGGAACUGGUAUUAUGUUACAGGAGCCCCAGGGAAUCCCAGCUCUUCUCUGAGAUCUACGUUGGCCACAUGGAUUCGAGGAUUAAGCUGCAAAUCCGAGACAAGAAGCAUAAGAAUCUUAUAUGGGAAGCCUUGCUGAAACCAGGGGACCUCAGACCUGCACCGCUCAUGAUCCCUGCAGCCCACAAAGAUGCUCCUGCCUCACUACACUUCCUGGACCAGCAUCGGGAGCAGCUGGUGGCCAGAGUGACAUCCGUGGACCCUCUUUUGGACAAGCUGCAUAGUCGGGUGCUGAGUGAACAAGAGUAUGAGGCAGUGAGGGCUGAGGCUACCAACCAAGACAAGAUGAGGAAGCUCUUCAGCCUCAGCCGGUCCUGGACCAGGGCCUGCAAAGACCAAGUCUACCAAGCUCUGAAGGAGACCCAUCCUCACCUGAUCAUGGACCUCCUUGACAAGUAGCACAGGGUCUCUGUGUGAUCCUGACAUCUGGGGACUGAGUAUUCUCCUUUGAGUCCUGGCUCUGCCUGGGCUUCCCUUGGCUUUACGUUUCUCCAUCUAUAAGCCAGUGGCUACCUGAAUUGCCUUUAUGAUGGCACUGUUUCUAGGACAUCGUGGGAACCCCAUUGUUCCCUCUUAUCUUCCCCAGCCAGAUGUUCAUGUGGGAUGAUGAUCUCAGUGCUCUGAUCCUCUACAAUAGCAGCAAGGGCUCUGAACCACUGAGCCUUCUGUUCAGCCACCCUUCGUACUAUUGUUUAUCAGUUUCUUAACACAGGAAUCCCACCUCCAUAUGGGAUGAUGGAACCAGCAAAUCUAUUCAUGCCUUGUACAAACGGCUCUUAUGGCCUGAGAGCCCACCUGACCCUCGACGAUACACGCAGAGCUGGGGCACAUGGGAAUGGAGACAAUGGGAGGAUACUUUCCCUGGAAAGCAAAUGUCUUAGGAUGUCUUAUGAAUAGGAAAGGAAAGUGACUUCUCAAACUUUUUCUACCCUCAAACCCUUUUCCCAAAUAAUUUUUACAUAAAUCUAGGUACGUAGAUAUAUGUGAACAUAACAAACAAUUCUACUGAAUAUAAAUAAAAGACAGCUGUUUGUAUGGAA